CCCUUCUCGACCUAGGUUUGACAUAACACGCUGCGAGAUUGUGACGAACGCGUACUCCCUUUGCUUAAUCUGUCUAGAUAACUAUACGCCACUUGGUCGUCUGUCGACAUAUCGGAGCCUCGUGUAGUCCGGCGUACCUGUGAAGUCAUACGCAGCUCCGCCAGCCGGUGUGGACAACAAGCGGUCCCUACGUCCUCCUAUCGCAUCUCUGGACCUCCGCUCAUCAUACCCAAUGGCGCCACAAGUCGACCUCGUCCUAAUAUUCCGCUCGUCUCCCGGGAAGGUGCUCUCUAAGCCGCAAGCGCGCGAGAACGCACGACAGGCUACCCAGCAAUACACGCGCCUCCUCGAGGUGCUGAAGAACGGGAGGCUGCAUGUUGUGGGGAAGCGUGGCGAGAAGGAGGGGCAGUUGCUGGUACUCGUCCAGUGCCCACAGAGCACGCUCACCCGUCUUGUGCAGCGAGAACGAUACUCUGACUUCCUCUGCGGCUUGCCAACGACAAAUCCUACGGGCACCAGAGAUCUAGCCGAAGAACCGCUCACCCCGGCGGACCGACUUCGUCUGGUGCAUACAUAUGUCACCUCUACUCCGACCGACGGCGGGCUCGGCGUGGUUCCUGGCUCUUCCAACUGGGAUCGCGUCGAGUCUGUGUUGGUGCUGCACGACCAUACUUUUAACGAGUCCUGGAUCCGAGCGUGGACGACUCGUCAGCUCGGGUUCGUCAAAUUUCACAAGAUUCGCGAGCAGUUUGGGGAAGCUGUGGCGUUGUACUUCCAUUUCCUCUCUUUCUACACCAAGCACCUCCUGUUCAUCUCCGGCGUCGGCGUUCUCUGCUACUUCUUGUCAAUGCCCUAUUCGACUUGGUACUCCUCCAUCCUGCUCCUCUGGUCGAUCACCUUCGUAGAAUGGUGGCGAAUCAAGCAAAGGAUUUUGUCUGUGCGAUGGGGCACAAAGGGCUCGUUCCGUGUGGAGAAGCGGCGCGCCCAAUAUGUCCAUGUGUCAUGGUGGCGGAAAGACCUGAGGAUGCUCGCAAGCCUGCCUGUAAUCCUGCUAUUCGCUUCGGUGCUUGCCGUAACCCUCACCGGCAUCUUCAUCUUCGAGGCCUUUGUAACUCAGCUCUACACGGGACCAGGGCACAGAUUCAUCGGCUUCAGUCCUACUGUCCUCUUUGUUGCGCUCGUACCUAGGCUUCUUGCCGUCUACCACUCGUAUGCUGUGCGCCUCACCAACUGGGAGAAUCACGGCCAUCAGUCGACUCACGAUGGGUCGCUAACGGUGAAGACGUUCAGCCUGUCGGCCAUUGUGGCCUACCUUGGCAUUGCGCUGUCUGCUUUCGUCUAUGUGCCUUUCGGGGAGGAGGUGAUGGCCUCUGUCCAGUACUACCUCUUCCACGGCGAUACGCCCCUUCGCACAACCGCCAAGACAUGGCUCUCAUCCGUCUUCACCGCCUUGCCUGCAAACAUCACAGGCUCAUUCAACGCGACGUCGGAUGCGAAGGGCGCCGCCGGAAACUCUACCCGCACGUUCUGGGAGCGAGACAGCGGCAGCGCUCGAGGCAAGCUCAGCUCCACGCGUCUUCAGGACCAGAUGUUCGCGUUCACCGUGACGAACCAGGUCAUCAACACGUUCCUCGAGAUUGGCCUACCGUUCGUCUUGCGCGCGGUGGCGUCAGUGCGGAGCGGCCGAGGGCUUUCGCUUGCAGCACCUGCGGCCGGUGCAAACGGAGGUAACGGCAACGGCAAGAAGAAGCGUGUGAUGUUCGAGGACCAGACCGCAGAGGCAGACGGGGAGCGUCUGGCCGAGUUGGAGGAAGAGCGGGAGUUCUUGGACCGGAUCAACAGGGAGGUUGCCCUUCCAGACUACGACCUGUUCGCCGACUACAGUGAAAUGGUCACGCAGUUCGGCUACGUUGCCUUGUGGUCCACGAUCUGGCCACUCGCGCCUGUCAUGUCACUCGUAAACAAUUGGCUUGAGCUGCGGUCAGACGCGUUCAAGAUCACCGUGCACGUCCGGCGACCAAUUCCUACGCGCACCGAUACCAUUGGCCCGUGGCUCGACACCCUUACGUUCCUGACGUGGCUCGGAGCGCUCACGAACUCUGCGCUCGUCUACCUUUUCCGGCCGCGCGACCACUGCAAGCCGGUCGGCACGUCGCUGUCCCACGCGCACCACCACCUCAGCAGCCCGCGCGCGCCCGCGCAAGAAUAUCUGAUGUCGGCGCUGCUCGUUGCCCUCGGAGCGUCGCAUGGGUACAUUCUCCUGCGCAUGGUCGUGCGCCACACGCUCGAGCGUGUGCUGUGGCGCGGAAGCACCGAGGAACUGGAGGCGGAACGGACGGAGACUGUCGUGAAGGAGCAAUAUCUUCGGAGCCUCGGAGUCGCGGACGUCGUUAAUGCGGAGGAUAGCGGCGCGGUCGCGGCCACAGACGGCGGUCAGGAGGGCAAAUUAUCGGCAUUCUGGAGUCAAGACGAGGGAUUGGAUGAGCUGACGCGCGGGACGAAGGAAGCGUAGGUACGCGGUGGGCCGCCCUGUUUUGACGUGUGCGAGUGGAGAAAGGCGGCCGUGGGACCUGGCGAGUAAGGGGGUACAUGGGGUGGACGCUUUUCCGUGAGGAACAGGUGCUAUUUACGUGAGGGGUGAUGUGUGUGGUCGGGUCGUGAUUUGCUGGAGUAUUACCAACCAUGAUAUGUACUAGCUAGUAGCUACUGUAGGCCUACCUUGCCCAGAGUACUUCGACGUGUUGCACGACGAGCAGCGGAGGAGCGACCGUCGGGGACUUGGGCUGCAGUGAUGACCAGUAAAUGACCAGAAAUGACGUCGG
Molecule: messenger RNA, 2822 nt
Organism: Trametes versicolor FP-101664 SS1
Lineage: Eukaryota; Fungi; Basidiomycota; Agaricomycetes; Polyporales; Polyporaceae
Product: DUF590-domain-containing protein
Exons: 5
Coding region: 233-2512 (759 amino acids)
Biological process (GO): chloride transmembrane transport
Cellular component (GO): cortical endoplasmic reticulum
Molecular function (GO): chloride channel activity
Source: RefSeq, a predicted model, not a curated record